AUGGGGUGGCUCUUGUGUUACCUAGUAACGCUUCUCGUAUCUCAUAUCCUUUCCUUAUGUACGUGCCAAGACAAAUUAGUACCAGGACAGAAUAUCACUGGGAACAACACUUUGGUUUCUUCCCCUGGUACGUUUUCCUUAGGCUUCUUCAAUCCUGAGAAUUCUACCAAAUACUUUCUUGGUAUACGAUUCAACACAUUCCCAAAUACUGCAUUAGUAUGGAUUGCUAACAGAGAAUCUCCGCUUGAUGCUCCGGGUUUGUUUAUGCUCAGCAGCGAUGGAAACCUUGUAGUGUUGGAUGAUACUAGAAACCUUGUCUGGUCAACUAGUGCUUCAAUACCUGCUUCUGCAAUGAAUCACACAACUGGACUACUAGAGGAUUCCGGAAACCUUGUUCUGAGCUUUGAAGAAGUCACCCUUUGGCAGAGCUUCGAUCAUCCCUCUGAUACUUUGUUGCCCGGCAUGAAGAUUAGCUUGAACAAGACGUCUGGCCAACAAAGGCGCCUUACAUCCUGGGCAGCGCUUGAUGAUCCACAACCCGGAAAGUUCACAGCAGGCAUUGAUCCACAAGUACCAUUUCAGGCCAUUAUAUGGAAGGAAACUUCUCGGUAUUAUAGAAGUUUGAUGCCGGGCAAGGAUACAAAAACAGAGUUUCAGAAUCAAGGUGGAUCCUUGUCUUACAUAUCUUACAACUUUGAUGUUGAUGAGGUUUAUGUUUUUGUAAGUAUCUCGGAUAGUUCAGUAAAAAUGAGGGUCUGGUUGAGUCCAACAGGGCAAUAUCAACAGCUGCUGUGGCAUGAUUCUAGUAAAUCGUGGUUGAAACUGUUGAAUGCACCUAGUGAUAACUGUGAUUUUUAUGCUCAUUGCGGUCCCAAUAGUGCCUGUCGUAGAGGGGAAUCCUUGUCUUCAUCACCAUGCAAGUGUUUGACUGGUUUUAAAGCCAAGUUUCCGAACCAAUCGGCGGUGGGGGAUUGGUCCGGUGGCUGUGUAAGGGAAAAUGUGUUGACAUGUGGUAACGGCCUAAAAGGCAAUUUUUCAAAGCUUGAAAUGGUGAAACUGCCGGAUUAUUCUGUUUGGUUAAACAAUAGGAGUAUGAGCGAGUGUGAAUCUGAAUGUCGGCAGAACUGUUCUUGCACAGCUUAUGCUUAUGUUAAUGGGACAGAUGGAAAUACAGGGACUUGUUUGACAUGGUUUGGCGAAUUACUGGAUCUAGUAGAGAAUAAAACUACAUAUGAUAUUUAUAUUCGUGUUCCUGGCUCCGAACUAGGCACCAAGGGUCUUUCUGUUAAUUCCUUGAAGCGGACCAUUGUAAUUGCAAUAGUCUCUACAGCAGUUGGAUUGCUUACAAUAACUUUUGGCUAUUUCUUAUGGAAGAAAAAAUUGGGGAGGAUAGCCAGAAGAGUGAGUGCGAAUAUAAGUAAGGUCAGUGCAGGAGGCGGGAAGAAUGAUACAGAACUACCACUCUUCUGUUUACGGAGCAUAUUAGCUGCUACAAACAACUUCUCUGAAGACAAUAAACUUGGAGAGGGAGGAUUCGGCCCUGUUUAUAAGGGAAUUUUGCCGGAAAAUCAAGAAGUGGCCAUAAAGAGGCUAUCAAAGAAGUCUGGGCAAGGACAUCAUGAGUUCAUGAAUGAGUUGAAACUUAUAGCCAAACUCCAGCACACCAACCUUGCUCGUCUCUUGGGUUGCUGUAUGGAAGAAGAUGAACUCAUAUUGAUCUACGAGUACAUGCCUAAUCGAAGUCUGGACAAAUUUUUGUUUGAUCCUUCUGAAAAGACAAAGUUGGACUGGGGUAUACGCUAUCGAAUUAUACAUGGUGUUGCUCAAGGAGUACUAUAUAUCCACAAAUACUCUAGAUUGAAAAUUAUCCAUAGAGAUCUAAAAGCAAGUAAUGUGCUAUUGGAUGGAGCAAUGAAUCCCAAAGUGUCUGACUUUGGAAUGGCGAGGAUAUUUGAUAUAAAUCAAACUGAAGCAAAUACCAACAAGGUUGUUGGGACAUACGGCUACAUGUCACCUGAAUAUGCACUAUAUGGUCAUUUUUCUGAGAAAUUGGAUGUGUUUAGUUUUGGAGUGCUAUUGUUAGAGAUUGUAAGUGGAAAGAAGAAUGCUUUGUUUUAUUCUUGCGAAAUUUCACUAACGCUAGCUCAAUGGAUAUGGCAAUUAUGGAAAGAAGGUAGAGAGAUGGAAGUAAUUGACGCAUCAGUAAGGGAAACUUGCCGGAUUCAUGAAGCUUUGAGAUGCAUCCAUGUCGGGCUUUUGUGUGUUCAAGAAGCUCCAGCUGAUCGACCAACAAUGUCAUCGGUAAUUCAUAUGCUAGAGGUCGAUGAAGCUACAUCACUUCCACCCUCAAAAGAACCUGCUUUUUCAACAAGUAGGAUUUCAAGUCCUGUUACCACAUAUUCCAAAAAUGUCGUCACUAUUACUUUGCCAGAACCUCGACAAGACAAAAUAGUACCAGGACAGUACAUCACUGGUAACCACACUUUGGAAUCUUCCCUUGGGACCUUUUCAUUAGGCUUCUUCAAUCCUGAGAAUUCAACUAAAUACUUCCUUGGUAUACGAUUCAACACGUUCCCAAAUACUGCACUAGUAUGGAUUGCUAACAGAGAAUCUCCGCUUGAUUCUCCAGGUUUGUUUAUGCUCAGCAGCGAUGGAAACCUUGUGGUGUUGGAUGAUACUAGAAACCCUGUCUGGUCAACUAAUGCUUCAAUAUCUGCUUCUGCAAUGAAUCACACAACUGGACUACUAGCGGAUUCCGGAAACCUUGUUCUGAGCUUUGGAGAAGACACAUUUUGGCAGAGCUUCGAUCAUCCCUCUGAUACUAUGUUGCCCGGCAUUAAGAUUAGCCUGAACAAAACGUCUGGCCAACGAAGGCGCCUAACAUCCUGGGCAGCGCUUGAUGAUCCACAACCAGGAAGGUUCACAUUCGGCAUAGAUCCUAAAGGACAAGUUCAGUGCUUUAUUUGGAACAAAACUACUCGGUAUUGGAGAAGUUCCAUGUUUGUCGGCAAGGAUACACGAACAGUGUUUCAAAAUACAAGUGGAACUGCGUUUUUCCUGUCUUAUAACUUUGAUGUUGAUGACGUUUAUCUUUCUUAUAGUGUCUCGGAUAGCUCAAUAAAAUUGAGGGUCUGGUUGAGUCCGUCAGGGCAAUUUAAUCUGCUGCUGUGGCAGGAUACUGGUAAAAAGUGGCUGGACCUGGGGACUUCACCAGGUGAUAACUGUGAUUUUUAUGCUCGUUGCGGUCCCAAUAGUUCCUGUCGUAGAGGUGAAUACCUAACCUCAUCACCAUGCAAGUGUUUGACUGGCUUCAAAGCCAAGUUUCCUAACCAAUCGGCAGUGGGGGAUUGGUCCGGUGGCUGUGUUAGGGAAAAUGUGUUGACAUGUGGUAGCGGCAUAAAAGGCAAUUUCUCAAAGCUUGAAAUGGUGAAUCUGCCGGAUUAUUCUGUUUUGUUAAACAAUAGGAGUAUGAGCGAGUGUGAAUCUGAAUGUCGGCAGAACUGUUCUUGCACAGCUUAUGCUUAUGUUAAUGGGACAGAUGGAAGUACAGGGACUUGUUUGGCAUGGUUUGGCGAAUUACUGGAUCUAGUUGAGAAUUACAAUAUUGAUGCACAUGAUGUCUAUAUUCGUGUUCACGGCUCUGAAUUAGGCAAAACUGGACUUUCUGCUAAUUCCUUGAAGCGGACCCUUGUAAUUGCAAUAGUCUCUGCAGCAUUUGGAUUUCUUACAAUAACUUUUGGCUAUUUCUUAUGGAAGAAAAAAUUUGGGAGGAUAUCAAGAGUGAGUGGGAAUACAAGUAAGGUUACUGCAGGAGGUGGGAAGAAUGAUACAGAACUACCACUCUUCAGUUUGAGGAGUAUAUUAGCUGCUACAAACAACUUCUCUGAAGGAAAUAAACUUGGAGAGGGAGGAUUUGGCCCUGUUUAUAAGGGAAUUUUGCCGGAAAAUCAAGAAGCAGUGGCCAUAAAGAGGCUAUCAAAGAAGUCUGGGCAAGGACAUCAUGAGUUCAUGAAUGAGUUGAAACUUAUAGCCAACCUCCAACAUACCAAUCUUGCUCGUCUCUUGGGUUGCUGUAUGGAAGAAGAUGAACUCAUAUUGAUCUACGAGUACAUGCCUAAUCGAAGUUUGGACAAAUUUUUGUUUGAUCCUUGUGAAAAGACAAAGUUGGAUUGGGGUACACGCUUUCGAAUUAUACAAGGUAUUGCUCAAGGAGUACUAUAUAUUCACAAAUACUCUAGAUUGAAAAUCAUUCACAGAGAUCUAAAAGCAAGUAAUGUUCUGUUGGAUGGAACAAUGAAUCCCAAAGUAUCAGACUUUGGAAUGGCGAGGAUUUUUGAUAUAAAUCAAAUUGAAGCAAAUACCAACAAGGUUGUUGGGACAUACGGCUACAUGUCACCUGAGUAUGCUCUAUAUGGUUAUUUUUCUGAGAAAUUGGAUGUAUUUAGUUUCGGAAUAUUGUUGUUAGAGAUUAUAAGUGGAAAGAAGAAUGCUUUGUUUUAUCAUUGCGAAAAUUCACUAACGCUUGCUCAAUGGAUAUGGGAAUUAUGCAAAGAAGGUAGUGGAGUAGAGGUAAUUGACGCAUCAGUGAGGGAAACAUGCCAGAUUCAUGAAGCUUUGAGGUGCAUCCAUGUCGGGCUUUUGUGUGUUCAAGAAUCUCCAGCUGAUCGACCAACAAUGUCAUUAGUGAUUCAUAUGCUCGAGGCUGAAGAAGGUACAUCACUUCCACCCUCCAAAGAACCUGCUUUUUCAACAAGUAGGAAUUCAAGUCCUGUUACCAUUUAUUCCAAAAAUGUAGUCACUAUUACUUUGCCAGAACCUCGAUAG
Molecule: messenger RNA, 4824 nt
Organism: Fragaria vesca subsp. vesca
Lineage: Eukaryota; Viridiplantae; Streptophyta; Magnoliopsida; Rosales; Rosaceae
Exons: 14
Coding region: 1-4824 (1607 amino acids)
Biological process (GO): protein phosphorylation; recognition of pollen
Molecular function (GO): protein kinase activity; ATP binding
Source: RefSeq, a predicted model, not a curated record